AUGGAUCUUGACCUCAUCAUCCAAAAUGCCACCAUCGUCACAGCCACCGAGAUCCUCCCACCGGGUCUUAGCAUCGGAAUCAAAUCUGGCCAGAUCGUCGCCAUUGCAUUUUCUCUUCCAGCGGAUGCAAACACUCAGAUCAUCGACGCAGAGGGCGCGUACGUGACCCCUGGAGGCGUUGACUCCCACGUGCAUCUACACCAAGAUAAUGCCCCUACUGGCGACAAAUGGCUCUCAGGAUCUCGCUCAGCGCUAUGUGGUGGAAAUACGACGAUUCUCGCGUUUGCAACUCAACAGAGGACGGACGAGAGUUUGUUUCCCGUGCUGGAAGAGUACCAUUCCCGCGCAAGAGGCCAGAGUUAUGUGGAUUACGGGUUCCAUUUGAUCCUCACUAGGCCAAGUCCCGAAAUCUUAGGCCGGGCGGUCAAAGCAAAAGUCGACGGUGAGGCCGAUCCCGGGAAUGAGGGAGAGUUGAAAAGACUGGUCGACGAGGAAGGCAUCACGAGCGUCAAGUUGUACAUGACCUAUCCGGCGUUCAAAUUGGGGGAUAAAGACAUGCUCGAGCUGAUGAUGCGGUGCAGAGAAGUGGGCAUGACGGUUAUGGUGCAUGCUGAGAACGCCGAUAUGAUUGAUAUGAUAACGACCCGUCUACUCCAAAACUCCCAUACUCUGCCCAAAUACCACGCCCUUGCGCGCCCUCAGAUUGCGGAGUCGGAAGCCACUUAUCGCGCCAUUUCGCUUUCCACCCUCACAUCCACGCCAAUCCUCAUCGUCCACAUGUCUAGCCCGGCCGCCCUGUCCCAUGCGCGGAAAGCGCAAUCAAAGUCAAUGCUGCCGAUCCACACCGAGACGUGUCCACAUUAUAUGUAUCUGCUGUCGGACAGGCUAGCGACAACCAAAUUCCCCGUCAUCGACGAAGCCAACGGCGUUCACAGUCAUGACCAUGGGGAUGCCGAGGACGACGAAUGGGCAGGCGCACGACACGUCUGCGCCCCUCCCCUGCGCCACGCCGACUCCGACCUGCAGAGCGUCUGGGACAGCGUGAACAACGGGACCAUCACGGUGAUAUCCUCCGACCAUGCUCCCAGCCAAUACCACCAUCCCGCGGGAAAGCGAAAGCCACUGGUCGAAGCGCAAAAGACGAACUCGACGCCCGCGUUCGCCCAGAUCCCCAACGGCCUUCCCGGCAUCGAGACCCGUCUCCCCAUCCUCUUCUCCGCCGCGACAGACCCGGACCCGUCCAUCCCACCGACCAGGAGACUGACACUGCCCAAGUUUGUGGAACUCACUUCGACCAACCCGGCCAAGAUGUACGGCCUCUCCGGCCGAAAGGGUAGUAUCGCCCCAGGCUACGACGCCGACUUGGUCAUCUGGUAUCCCCCGCACCACUCUGCCACCACCACCACAACUGCAUCCGAUGGAAAGAUCAGAAUCACAAACGAAAUCCUGCACCACAGCAUCGACUACACGCCCUUUGAAGGGUUUCGCGUGUCCAAUUGGCCCAGGUACGUCCUCUUGAGGGGCCAGGUCAAGUGGAACCGCGACGUUGAGGUCGCUCAGGGGCCCGGCGCGGGCGUCUUGGGAACCCCGAGCGACGGGAUGUUCUUGAAGAGGGGGAAAGGUGAGGUGCUCGUCGGAAGGAGUGGGAUGGGCAGAGAGCCCGAAGGCAUGAAAGUCGGGGAGAGGAGUGCGUGGUUGUAG
Molecule: messenger RNA, 1701 nt
Organism: Fonsecaea nubica
Lineage: Eukaryota; Fungi; Ascomycota; Eurotiomycetes; Chaetothyriales; Herpotrichiellaceae
Exons: 3
Coding region: 1-1701 (566 amino acids)
Molecular function (GO): hydrolase activity, acting on carbon-nitrogen (but not peptide) bonds
Source: RefSeq, a predicted model, not a curated record